Prorocentrum cordatum is the source of this 1312-nucleotide messenger RNA. The record is from the annotation of a GenBank genome assembly. Lineage: Eukaryota; Dinophyceae; Prorocentrales; Prorocentraceae.
UUUUGGCUCAAGCUGCGCGAGCGGAGCUGCCCUCGCCCCGCCCUCGGCCGGGCCCGCAGGCAUCUGGCAUUUCGGCAACCGGGCCAGCAUGCUCGUCUUGGUGGUGGCGUGCAGCGGGCGCGAGCUCGCGGCCGUGGAGGCCGACCCGUCGUGGCAGCUGGGCGACCUCCUCGCGGCGAUCCCCGAGCAGGAGGAGGCGGCCGGCCACAAACUACGCAUCCUGUUCGGUGGGGCUGAGCUGUGCGGCGCCGCGACGCUGGGCGAGAUCGGUGCCCAGGGCGGCAGCGAGCUGACCCUCGUGGUCACCAGGAGGCGCCGCAUAGUGACGUGCGGCGGCGGGAGGGUGGUGGCGAAGGUCUGGGACGCCGACUCCGGGGAGUGCCUGCGGGCGCUGGAGGGCCACCAAGACUACGUGAUCUCCGCCGUGUUCUCGGCGGACGGGCAGCGGGUGCUGACCGCCUCGGCGGACGAUACGGCGAAGAUUUGGGACGCCGACUCAGGGGAGUGCCUGCGGACGCUGGAGGGCCACCAACACUACGUGAAUUCCGCCGUGUUCUCGGCGGACGGGCAGCGGGUGCUCACGGCCGCGUGCGACCUGACGGCGAAGAUCUGGGCCGCGGACUCCGGGGCGUGCCUGCGGACGCUGGAGGGCCACGGGCACUGGGUGAUGUCCGCCGCGUUCUCGGCGGACGGGCAGCGGGCGCUGACCGCCUCGGAGGACGGGACGGCGAAGAUCUGGGCCGCGGACUCCGGGGAGUGCCUGCGGGCGCUGGAGGGCCACCAAGACUACGUGACCUCCGCCGUGUUCUCGGCGGACGGGCAGCGGGUGCUCACGGCCUCGGAGGACGAGACGGCGAAGAUCUGGGCCGUGGACUCCGGGGCGUGCCUGCGGACGCUGGGGGGCCACCGGGGCGUCGUGAGGUCCGCCGUGUUCUCGACGGACGGGCAGCGGGUGCUGACCGCCUCGUGGGACCGGACGGCGAAGAUCUGGGCCACGGACUCCGGGGCGUGCCUGCGCACGCUGGAGGGCCACGAGGGCUGGUGGUUGAGGUCCGCCGUGUUCUCGGCGGACGGGCAGCGGGUACUCACGGCCUCGUCGGACGAUACGGCGAAGAUUUGGGACGCCGACUCCGGGGAGUGCCUGCGCACCUUGGAGGUCGAGGGCGACGUGAAGUCCGCCGUGUUCUCGGCGGACGGGCAGCGGGCGCUGACCGCCUCGGACGACGGGAUGGCGAAGAUUUGGGACGCCAACUCCGGGGAGUGCCUGCGCACGCUGGAGGGCGCCGGGGACAGGGCCCGCUUCGCGCCGUGA